UGGACGGGGCUGACGUCAUAUGAGGGCGCCGGUGGUUCCGAAAGCGACCGAGACUACACGUGAGCCAUGGAUACGCCGCUGAGGCGCAGCCGGCGGCUGGAAGGCCUCAAACCUCUGUCCCAAGAGACCCUUCCUGAGCACGCGGUUUCUCGGGUGAAGCGGGCCCUUGUAGAUUUCGAGUCGAACCCAGAAGAAACAAGCGAGCCCACGUCGCCGAGAGUGCCGCCACUGGGCCUUGCAUCUCCCAUACCUCAACCGGAGACAAACCCCGAAUCACCCUGUCUGAGACAGGAUGCAGGCUUUGGGUCCCCCCAAGAGCAGCCAGAGCCUGACCCUGGGUCCCUCCAACCUCAUCAAGAUCUGGGCCUGGAGUCACAUGCAGGACUCCAGACAGAAUCGAGUUCGGAAUCCCCGCAACGAGAGGAGUCAUCCAAAUUCUCUUCCACACAGGGAGAACUGGACUCAGAGGUGGCCCACGCUAAGGAGGAGGUGAUCCCAGGAUCCCCAGAGCCUUGCCCGGGCCAGCAAGCACCGGGUCCCGAGCCCUCUCAGCCACCAGAGGAGCUGACAUCCCAGGCACCUAGCUCCCCAAAGCGGCAGCAGGAGCCAGCCAAGCCACCCCCGGCUGGCGAGACGGUGCCAGGAGGCCUCGACAUAAAGAAGCGAGUUACGUCUUCUCCCCAGGCCCCUGCGCCCAAGAAAUUGAAGAAGGAGGAGCUCCCUGUAAUCCCGAAGGGGAAGCCCAAAUCCGGGCGUGUGUGGAAAGACCGCUCAAAGAAGAGGUUCUCCCAGAUGGUUCAGGACAAGCCCCUGCGUACUUCCUGGCAGCGAAAGAUGAAGGAGCGACAAGAGAGGAAGCUGGCUAAGGAGUUCGCCCGGCACCUGGAGGAGGAGAAGCAGAGGCGGCGGCAGGAGAAGAAAGAACGCCGGGCUGAGAACCUGAGGCGCCGCCUAGAGAAUGAACGCAAGGCUGAAAUUGUCCAAGUGAUCCGAAACCCCGCGAAGCUCAAGAAGGCAAAGAAGAAGCAGCUGCGCUCCAUUGAGAAGAGAGACACCCUGGCCUUGCUUCAGAAGCAGCCGCCCCAGAGGCCUGUAGCCAAGGUCUGAGCUCAGGACAGCUUGGAGGUCUCCAUAAGCCAAGAGCCACAGCAAACAGGGCACCUCUCAGGCCACUGUCAGACGCCUCUACUGGGACUAGCGUACCAACUGUGUCACAUUAAGACAGGAACUUCCAGGCCAGAGGGAACCCAAGACCUCUUAGGGACUCAGGAGAUUUAACUGUCCCCAUCUCCUUUCUAAAGUGCCUUAAGAUCUUGAAUUAAUAGAUUCAAGACCAGUUUGGUCUACAGAGCAAGUUCCAGGACAACCAAGGCUAUACACACAAAAAAAAGGAACUGCUGACCUGGGUGGUGGUGCACGCCUUUAAUCCCAGUGCUCAGGAGGCACAGGCAGGCAGAUCUCAUGAGUUUGAGGCCAGCCUGUCUACAGAGCAAGUUCUAAGACAGUCAGGGCUACCCAAAGAAAUCCUGUCUCAAAAAACAAUGUAAAAAGCAAAACAACAAAAAAGAUUUUGAACUAUGAGUUCUUGA
Molecule: messenger RNA, 1589 nt
Organism: Meriones unguiculatus (Mongolian gerbil)
Lineage: Eukaryota; Metazoa; Chordata; Mammalia; Rodentia; Muridae
Gene: Ccdc86
Product: coiled-coil domain containing 86
Exons: 4
Coding region: 67-1107 (346 amino acids)
Cellular component (GO): nucleolus
Source: RefSeq, a predicted model, not a curated record